CUCCUCGAGAGCCGCAAUUCUACACGAACCGGAAGUCGAUAUUCCAUAUUCUCAACCUCACCACCAGGGCCCACCAUGGGCGCCACGAUGUCAGUCGUCAAGACCUUGAUCGUGCCGGCCGUCAUCUCCCUUAUCCUAUUCGUCGUCUCGACCUACGUUCUCAUACCCCUCUGGCGCAGAUGGCGCAGUCGCUACAGCCAGUAUCUGCCCAUCGACACCAUAUCGACCUCGACUGUAUCAUUACGGCAUCGCAUGCAAAACGGCAUCGCACGACUGAUGGUGCCUAGUACCUGGAGGCGCAAUGCCCAUGAACGUAUUGUCAUCGCAGCCGACGCAUCCGACGAUGGAUUCACAUCAGAAGACGGCGAAGAGCUUGGGGAGGUAGGCGAAGAUACCCGGAGAGCCCUCGCCGAAGACGCCCGGCGAGGCAGACACGACAGCACGAGACGCUUGAGUCGAGACCUGGAAGAGGGCUUUAGAGAUGACAGUGACGACGAAGAUGAUGGAACUGGUAAUAGGCGGUAGCAUGAAUCUUAAUACUCACCACCUCAGCCUCGUCCUCCAUGAAUAGGAUGACCCCCCACCCUGGCCUCUUGUCAGCCACCAGAUAUUCGACCGAAUUCCGUCGCGCACAA
Colletotrichum destructivum is the source of this 635-nucleotide messenger RNA. RefSeq lists its product as uncharacterized. NCBI's taxonomy places the organism in Eukaryota, Fungi, Ascomycota, Sordariomycetes, Glomerellales, Glomerellaceae. The transcript is spliced from 3 exons. The record is from RefSeq and is a predicted model, not a curated record. Bases 76 to 525 code for a protein of 149 amino acids.